UCAAUGAGAAAAAUGUCAAAAGUUAAUAACAAUAUGAGGAGGGAAAGGAGAAGAUGCAUGAGAAUGGCUGUAGACUGUGGGUCUGAUAGUGGAAAUAUCUCAUGGGUGGAAAUAUCUCAUGGUCUUCUGAUGCUGGAUUUUGUGAAGUAGAGAGGUUUGGGUUUGAACCUGGUCCAUAGUUUACUCUGGAUAAGUUUCAUAAGUAUGCCGAUGAUUUCAAGGUCCAAUACUUUAAGAGAAAGGAAAACAAUGUAGAUAUGAAAGGUAAAAUGACCAUUCUUCCAGAGCACCAUGGACCUUCAGUUGAGAAUAUUGAGGGUGAAUACUGGCGCAUUGUGGAGAAAGCAACCGAGGAAAUAGAGGUCUUAUAUGGGCUGAUCUGGAAACUGGGGUAUUUGGCAGUGGGUUUCCUAAUAAGUCCAGUCAAGUUGGAUUUGCAUCCAGUGAGAAGUACAUAAAAUCUGGCUGGAACGUGAAUAACUUCCCCAGGCUUCCUGGAUCUGUUCUCAACUAUGAAAGAAGUGAUAUUUCAGGGGUUCUGGUUCCCUGGUUGUAUGUAGGAAUGUGCUUUUCAUCCUUUUGUUGGAUCACCACCUAUACUCACUGAAUUAUAUGCGUUGGGGUGCUCCAAAAAUAUGGUAUGGUGUCCCUGGGAAGCAUGCUUCAAAACUGGAGAGGCUAUGAAAAGGCAUUUGCCUGACCUUUUUGGUGAACAACCUGACCUGCUUCACAAAUUGGUAAGCUAAAAGAUCUAUAAUACGGUGUUUAUAUUUGUAAUUAUUGCUAACGUUGACUUUAUAUAAUUGUUUUGGAGUGAGUCAAAACGGUACUAAGAAGCCAAAUGUAUCAUCAUGUUUUACUAAGCUGCCCCUCCCCCUGCAUAGGAAAAAAAAAGAUAGCAUUUUUACUUGGAUCAAUCCGUUUUCUUGUGGCUUGGUAAGGUCGAUUCUGAGCUGAAGUUGCCUUCUAACAUUCAAGGGUAUAUUGAUCAAUAUCAAUAUAUAGCAGAAAUAUGGAGAGAGCGAGAGUGCAGAUAUCCUGAUGGCAAAGAUAGUUUCUUGGAGGGGGUACUUGGUCUGCGUUCGUUGAUAAUCUUAGUAGGAGAGUGAGCAGAAGAACAUUAGGGGAACAUUUUAGUUAUCAUGGUAAAGUUAUUAGGGUGUUUAUUCCCUUUAUUAACAAUAGACCGAAAUACAAGGAUUGUACGUUUGCGUUCGUCCAUUUUGCAAGCAAGGAUCUGUGUAAUGCGGUGGAGAAGAUGAAUAACGUCAGGGUUGACGGGAGGAUAAUUUCUGUGUCAGUAGCUAAAUAUGAUAAGUUAUCCGAGUUGAAGAAUCGUGAAAGAGAGAGGAGGGCUCCAAAAGGGUAGAAACAGGAGAGUUGGAAGGCAGAAGGACUUCUCCAGCACAAGUGAAAGAGAAAAUGGAACGGAUGAGUAAGUUCCUUGAUGGAAGAACUUAUAGAGAUACGGUAGUUGGGGUGAAAAAAGUUCUAGAGAGUCAAGUAAGCAAUCAAAGGAAUACUAAGGAGGAGAAGAAAUCUUUGGAAGUCUUUAUCCCGGUGGAAGAGAGAUUAUGGUUGAAAUCAUCACUUACUGGCAUUUGCAAAGAUAUUUUCGAAGUAGAAUUCGUGCAGAAAGCCUUACGGAAUGAGGGCUUCAAGGUUAAGGUGAUAAGGUGGGGAUGUGCGAAGAAUGCGUGUCUGGUAGUGUUUCAGUCGGUUGAAGAGAGAAAAUUGCAAUGGAAGAACAAUGGGAAGCUCUGACGUUCUGGUUUGAAAUAUUGGAGCCGGUGGUGGAGGAGGGGGACAUCCCAUUAGCUUAUUGUGCAAUUUCAAUGAUUGGUGUCCCAUUAAAUUGUUGGUUUAUACCGUUCUUUUCUAACUUAGCAUCCAGAUGGGGAAAGUUAGUGAAAAUUCAAGAUCAACUGCCCAUAGAGUGGAUUGUAGAGUGGCGCAGUUGCUACUUAGGGUUGAGAGUCCAUUUGACAUUCCAGAACAGAUCAUCAUCAAUACGUAUGGGAGAAAGUUCAUGAUUAAAAUUAAAGUUGACGGUGCUGAGGAUUUUUUUCCCGAGUUAACUGACAUGGAGGCAGAAGAAGUUGCAGAGGAACCAUGGGAGGAUAGCUCUUCGGAUUGGAGCAAUGAAGAAUUGAAGAAUCGGCAUGAAGAGCAGGUGGGAUUAAAAGAGUUGUCAGAUCAGCAGAAUAGGGUUGAGGAAUGGGUUAGAAGUUCCCAUCAAGGCAAACACACAAAUACCAAGGGGGGUUUGAAUUUAAACAUAGGUAUGGAAAAUACGUUUGACUUGUGCAAAGAUGUGACAGAGGUAGGUGAUGUCUCCAUCGAGCAGGAAAAGUCAGAAGAAGUUAAUGAAGGGAGAGAAAAUGGGAAAAGUCUGGGUAGUGCUUCCAUUGAGCAUGAAAAAGUUGACUGCGAAAUCGGGCUUUAUAGGGGCCCGAAAAUACAUAUGAGGAGUGGGCUGGAUCAAGAGGAGGAGAGAUUAAGCAAGGAUUGUUGUAUUGAUACAUAUGAGGAGUGGUGCUUACUUCUUCAAACGAGGCUUCUGGUCAGAUUUUUGCAGAUUCUUCGAAAUCAAGAGAAAGAGAAAAUAUUAUCAGAAGUAGAAGGGACGAUAGAACUUAUAGGGAUGCUCUGAUGUCAAAUGGGAUUACAAGGGGGUACAAAGAACUAUUGUCUGAGGAUGUCCAAAGGAGGAAUGUCAAGAAAAACAUUAUGGAGAUGCAUAUUCCAUCAGAAAGUGCCAAUUGGGUGAAGAGGUCGUUAACAGGGAUUAUCAAAUACUCGUUUCAAGUUGAGUUCAUUCGGAAUGCCUUAUUUAAGGAAGGCUAUGAUGUUCAAAUUGCUAGAUGGGGUUAUGUUUGGAACUCUUGCGUUUUAGUUCUCAAUUCCCAUGAGGAGAUGCUGGAUUUAUGGAGCAAAAAGGAAGAGGUUUUAAAACAGUGGUUUGAACGAGUGGAACCUUUACUGAAUGAGGCCGGAGUUCCCAUGGCCUUCUGCAUGGCAGAAUUAAUAGGGGUUCCUUUGUUAUGCUGGAAUGAAUCUUUCUUCGAGAAAAUGGCUGGGAGAUGGGGCAAAGUGGUAGGUAUUCAUGAGAGUACAAGGAAAAGAGAAGACCUUACAAUGGCAAGAAUUUUAUUGAGGGUGGAAAGCCCCUUUGAUGUUCCAGAGGUGAUCACUCUUGGAUCUUAUGGAAGAUCAUUCAAAGUAAGUAUUAAGAUUGGAUCAGCAAGUGAGUAUUCAAGUUCGUUUUUCAGUAAUUUUCCGGUGGAGGAUUCCGAUGAGGCAUUUUCUGAAGAAAUUAGGUCUGAGGAGGAUGUAGACAGGUUGUUGUCAGAUCAUGGGGAAGGAGAGGCAUGUGCAGCAAGGAAAAAUCGUCUGUCAGUGGACAAUUGGAUUGAGCAGGGUGUGUUCAGUGGUUCUGGAGGAGUUAGUGAGAAUAGACAGCUAGCAAGGCUUCCCUUAGAUAGGAAAGGUAUUAAAUGUAGUCUGCCAGAAAGUCAAAAGGUUGGGAGUUUAAAAGUUGGUGAGUUUGCAGGUUUGGGGAUUAGAAGUCAACAUUAUUCGGCUGAUGGGUCUCAGGCCCAUUCUGAAGACUCUGGGCAGUCUGGGUCAAAAGAUUUUUCGGGUUUCAUUUCUGGGCCAGCAUAUAUAGUUAAUAAGUUUGGGGAUUUUGUGGAGAACCUUAAUUUAGAUGGAAAAAACAGGAAAACGUUUAAAGUAUUGGAGAAGAGCCCAAUUACAGAGAAGGUGGUUAAUGCAGAAAUAGAGGCUGAAGAAGAAAGUUUAAGGUUGGUUGAACCGGUUACAACUAAUUUAGGAAACAUCUCAAGGGGGAGACAGUUACACCGUUCUAGAAGAAAGGUCUCAUCUGAGAGUGAGGUGCUGGAAACUAGAAGUUUGAGCAGUUGCAAAAGGGUCUAUAGCAGGUCGAGGGAUAGAAGAUAUUGGUAUGGAGAUUUGUUGAACUUUACGAAUGAAAUAGGUGGCACCAAGGUUGGGCAGAGGAAGUUGGAUGUGGACUCCAGCACUGCAAAACAGAUUUGUUUUUCAACAGAGCUCAUUGCUGAUGGGAGUCUUCUUCCUAGCUUUGUUAAUGGUCUUGGGGAUGGGACCGUAGAGCGGGAGAUUGAAGGUUACUGUUCUGAAGGUGAAUGCUUAAGACCCAAAUCUGGUUUGUUAAUUAGAAGGAAGAGGAGAGCUAGAAGGAUCCUGUUUCGAGAAGCUCUUGACCAGGUGAGCAUUGAUACAACAUCCUCCUCAGCUUUCUCGAGUUUAUUGAAAGAAGCUGUAGAAACUUGGGAGGUUAGUAAGCUUUUGGGAGUAUCUUUUAAGGAAGGGAAAGAAGCAUUUUUGGAAAAAAUCAUAGCUCUAGAGAAAGGCUUGAUUGGGAUUAAUCAAGGUUUGGUUGAUUGAGGGUUUU
Molecule: messenger RNA, 4438 nt
Organism: Hibiscus syriacus
Lineage: Eukaryota; Viridiplantae; Streptophyta; Magnoliopsida; Malvales; Malvaceae
Exons: 3
Coding region: 2653-4431 (592 amino acids)
Source: RefSeq, a predicted model, not a curated record